GGGACUCCACCCACGUGCGGCUCGUGGUUGGGAAGUGGGAACACAUUCUGCACGUAGCAGACGUAUUAAUCAGAGAGGGGCCAUCUGCUCCCUUUGGUAAAUAAAGGGGAGAGGAGUUUGCCGGACUUUUUCUCCCUCCCCAAAUAAAUAAAUAGAAAGAGAGAGAGAGGCGGGGAGGGGGAGUGUCCACACGCGCCGGGCUCAAAAGCAGAUAAGAAAAAGGGCUUCCUGAGCUUCCUCUUCCAGUAAUGAUCUGCUAGUCCUGAUAGUCAAGGAGGAGGAAGAGAGCCAUCAAUUUGGAAGAGGAAGAGAGCCAUCCAUUUCCACACGGAAGACUUCAAAACUUUGGCCAAAACUUUUCGGAAACGGAUUUCGGAAACUUUUUAGCCAUGCCGCGGUUGCUUUAAAUGGGCAUUGGGCUCGCUUCGCAGUGCUUGGUUUUCUCGACUCGCUGGGGGACCUUUCAGCGCGCCUCCCCCGCCAUGCCCUUGGGGAACAUCAAGCGGCUCGAGCUCGAGAAAAUCGCCUUGGACUACAUCGUGCCCUGCUUGCACGACAUGGGCUUUUGCUACCUGGACAAUUUCCUGGGCGAGCUGGUCGGGGACUGCGUCCUGGCGCGCGUCAAGCAGAUGCACUACAACGGCGAGCUCCAGGACGGGCAGCUGGCCGGGCAGCGUCAAGGCAUCGCCAAGAGGCACUUGCGGGGCGACCAGAUCAAGUGGAUCGCCGGCACCGAGGAAGGCUGCGAGGCCAUCCACUUCCUCCUCUCGCUCAUCGACAGGCUGGUCAUGUACUGUGGGAGCAGGCUGGGCAAAUACUACGUCAAGGAGAGGUCCAAGGCAAUGGUAGCCUGCUACCCUGGGAAUGGAACUGGCUAUGUGCGUCAUGUAGACAAUCCCAAUGGUGAUGGCCGCUGUAUCACCUGCAUUUACUAUCUAAACAAGAAUUGGGACUCAAAGCGUCACGGGGGAAUUCUGCGAAUAUUUCCAGAGGGCAAGUCCUAUGUAGCGGAUGUAGAACCUAUAUUCGACAGAUUACUUUUUUUCUGGUCGGAUCGAAGAAACCCACACGAAGUGCAGCCUUCCUAUGCAACAAGAUAUGCAAUGACUGUGUGGUAUUUUGAUGCUGAAGAAAGAGCAGAAGCCAAAAAGAAAUUCAGGAAUUUAGUUGAUGCAGGGAAGACAGAUGCAGUUCUCAGUGAAGACUGAAUUUACUCAUACAAUUUUUCAGUGAUGAAUAGGGGACAGUUUGCAAGCAAUAAGGUCCAAAGGCAACGUGAUCCGUUUCCAAUUAUUAUUGGACACUCUUUUUACUUGCAGAAAUGCACUGUUUUUGGCACUCUCUUGUAUUUGCAUAUUACGGCGAUGGUACUCAUGGCAGCUUCGUAUCACACACCCCUUUGGCAUAAAGCACCCCUCUUUUCUACUCGCUUUUAACUGAAGAAAUGACACCCAGGGUUUUAGAAAGUGAAGAAUAUCCCCAAGCUUCCCACUAAUGUCAAGACCAAGUUGGCAAUACUGGUAACAAAAAUACUAAACAUUUGACAUAUCUGGGGGAAACUUGAGUCUUAUUUGCACUUUAUUUACCUUGUAUUUUUCAAUGGGAUCCAGCUUUUACAGACUACAGAUGGGCAACCCAAGCAAUCAGAGAUGCAAAAUGGAACAAGACAUUUGUCAAGAGCCAAGGUCAUUAUGCCCGACGUGGGGCCUUUUGUGGACUGCCUUGUCACUUUACUGCACAGACUAUUGGUUUCACUGGCUUAUAUAAUUAAUUUCUAAGACAAGAAAAAAAGGACAAGCCUCUGAUUUGCCAUAAAAUGAUUUUAUCCAUGUUGCUAAAGCCAAGCAACAGUGACGGUUCCAUCGCUUUGCCUUUUAGAGCCCCAGAACAGAGGCGGAGACAGUUUUGUCCACUGUUCAUGAAAAAACAUUUUCUUUCCUGAAGCACGAUGGAUGUGUGUAUGACUGUUCAUUCUUUUUAAAGAAGGCCUUUGUUUUAUAAAUCUGCCAGCCCCCACACCCCAGCUCCUGGCCAAAUUUGUAAUGUUUUUAAAAGUUGAAGACAAUCUAAAUGCAUGUUUGCCAAGAAUUGAUCCAGCCAAGUGUAUUUUUCAUUUUACUUUUUUAAACUGAUCUUCCACAAGCCACGGUUUGUCUAAGAGAAGUGGAAUUCUGGUUAUUCGAAUUGAUAAAUAUUUGUUGGAUAAUUGUAGCCAGCUAAGUGAUAAUGCAAUGCCAUUUGGAUUAUUUCAGAUUUGUAAUUGACAUAGCAACCCUAUUGGGGAGCAAGUCCCAUUGACUCAAUUACACUUCCUUCUAAGAAUAUAGGGUUAGGAUUGCAUUGUAUAUGCCUGAUGUCAAGCUUGAAUUGUGUACAGCUGUUGCAAACCUAACCACUGUUUGUGAAUCCACGAGAAAAUGUAUUGACUACUACAGCCUUAUAGCUUAAUCCUAAGAUUAGUUGUGCUAACACACACACAUGUGUGUUGGAUGGAAUAUACCAAUUGCUUUACCUAUGCAAUAUCAUGAAACAUUAUUUUGCAGGCAGGCACAUUGAAAUUGUUUUAGAGUAAGGUUCACAGCCUGCAUCCUGCCACAUCAGAACCCCACUGCUGGUUGAAUGUCUAUGUAGAUUUGUUUUGAUUUAUAUUUAAACUGAGUAGGAAGAAAUUACUCAGCCCCAUGUAUUACAGGUAAAUAUUUCCUUCCUGCAUUUGAGCCAUGAGUUGUACAGAGGCAGAAUUGAUAAUGAACAGGAGUACAUUUUCUUACUCUAGUUUUACUUUGUAAAAGACAAAAGAUUUCUAUGAGUAAGUUUUCUAUGCUACUUUACUCAAUAAAUAGUAGAACUGUGGGUAUUCAGCACUUAGCAUGGCUCUUUAUUAAAAUGGCAAGUCUAAUAGUUAUUCCACAAACAUAUUCUUGAUUUCAGGAAGGAAAACCAAUGUAAACAUUUUGUCAGGAUAAAUUCACUGUCUUAAUUGAUAUCUCUAGUGAUAUUGUGAACUUUGUAUCUGUGAUUCAGUUUGUUCUUCCAAAUAUGUAUAACUCUUCUCUUCCAUGUUUCGUAUCUUCCCAGUAACAUAACCAAUUCUCGCAAUUCUCGUUUUUCUUUUUCAUACUAACCCGACUCUUCCUCAGCCAAUUUGUUUCUUGCUAUUCUUCUUUAUGUAGGAAUGGCAGUUAUUAUAUCAUCUCAUUUCUAGAUAAGCCAGUUGCUUGUCCCAUGACUGGAUCCAGUGAACGAAACAAAUAUUGAGGCAUUGUAAUGUCCAGCCUUAACUUAUCUCUGCCCGAGAAUAUUUCAGCCACUUAGCAGCACAGCAUGUAAAAGCCAACAGGUUUUAAACAAAACAAUUGUUUGAUUUAGAAAAGAAGACAUUCUUAUUGCCCAAUCUGAUGUGUGAUUUAUAAGGUGCUACUGAAAUAUUCCAUUUCCUCUCAUAUUUGAAGACUCCUAUUUACUUACAUGACUUUACACAUUUAUGUGAGAUUGCUAUGUGACCUCAGCAUACAGCUCCUGUUUCAUGGCAAGAAGAAGCGAUCUGAUCAGCUCAUAGUAGAUUCAGCAUAUAUACCAAUAUAUUCCUUUUGUUUAAGGAGUUAUCAGACUCCUUACAUGGAAGACACAUGAAUAACUCACAUUGUUUGGGAAGAAAUUGUAGCAUGACAUUCCACAUAUGCCUACCACAGUAAAGUUCUGUAGACGUCAGAAAAUCUGGCAUUGAAUUGUAUCUGUGGAAGGGAAUGGGGAAAGAAUUUCUUCCACAGCCUAUGCCCAAUUUGCAACCUUUCUGUGUUUAAUGCAUAGUGCUGAAAGGAAAAUAUAAGCAAGUUCACCUAACAUGGUUACAUGUGUGCUAGCAUCCUUCACAGAAUGCCUUCUGAUCCACCAGAGAAUUCUGGAAAUAUAUGGAAAAAAUGAAGACAUUUUUGCUUAUUAUUUCUAGACCUUUCCCCUUUAUUCUGCCCUAGUCUUUUCUAGGAAUUUGGAAAACCUUCCAGAGUACUAUGGAGGCUAGUGACGGGAAGGGGGGGGGGGGGGGGAGAAUCUGUGAAAGGAAAAUUACAAAAGCUUUCCUCUUCCAUAUUUCAAAGACUUUUUGUGAAUGGAAGAAAGACAAGGCCAGACAUGCCAUACACAUGUGACAAAAUAAGUGUUACUUUUAAGACUAUACCUCCCAGAAUCCCAUGGUUAGCUCGUUAACGUGUAACAAAGAUUAAAUUUUCAGAGCUAUGGAAAAUGUACUUCUCCUUCAUUUCCCUGUAAACAGACAUAUCAGAAUUAAACAUAAACUGAUUUUAAGAGACAAAUCAAAAUCACAGGAAACUGAUAGAAGAUUUUACCUUGACAACUGUAUGUAUCUUAUAAGGUGUACUACACAUUCUCGGGAAUUGCUCAACAGAUUUCAUGCAAUAUAUGUUGCCUCCUUUUCAUUUUUCUGCAAUAAUUGGGCUUAUCAGUUUUAGAUAAGACAAGCAUGUCCUCUCAUUCUACUUAGUCCCUAGAGCAAUUGAGAACUUUAAAGACUUGCAUGUUGACUAAGAUCAGUGAUUCUCAACCUGUGAGUCCCCGGAUGUUUUGGUUUUCAACUCCCAGAAAUCCUAACAGCUGGUAAACUGGCUGGGAUUUCUGGGAAUUGUAGGCAAAAAAACCACCCAGGGACCCACAGGUUGAGAACUACUGACUAAGAUCAGUGUCUUCAAGGGCGGUGAUGUUAUGUGAAUAUUUUAUUGAAGCACCUUUUUCAAAAUUUGUGUUGCCUCCAAGACUCAGUAAAAAACAGGUGAAGCAUAUGAAAUGAUUCCAAGUCCAGUUUCAGUUGGUCUCAGAUUUGAAAGCAAUGGCAAUAGUGCCCCAAAGAAAUGAUAAGUAGAAAAACUGCAGCUUUCCCUGUUCAGUCCCAUUUUUCUGGUAUUUUCGUCUUGACUGUAGAGUUGCACUGAAGGACCUAGAGAUUCCUGAAGAGGUAUCAAAAAUAUCAUUUUUAAUUUACACUUUCAUGGGGGUCCUGUGCCCCUAACAUCAAUGAAUGAGGAGGGUUGACAGUAUUAACAAAAGAGGGUUACUAUAUUUUGAAAAGCAAUAAAGGCUUAUUGAUUGACUGUUUCAAGCCAACAAUAAUUAUGGCUAUUGUUACUUUAAAUGACCUCACUUUAUAAACUGGGAUAAUGGCUUGUAGAAAUAUUCUUAACCUUCAUUGUAUUUAAAGAACAAUUUUGCCUUCCCUUUCAAAUCCAUCUGAAUAUUUUUUAUGGUAGCUCUGAAAAAAGAUGACAUGUCUGGAAAAGAGGAUGUAUAUCUUCUUUACCUUAAAUAAAAUAGUUUCUACACCCUUCAAUUUUUAUUUUAGGUUCCCAUCAUCAACACUUUCAAAUUGUCCAAAUAUGGGCCUGAACUCUAUUGGUUAUUCCUGAAUAGAAUAAACCCACUGAAUUGUUAACUUAGAGUAAAUAGAGAGAUGGAUAUUCUAACUGGAAUGAAUGGUAGGAUUCAAGCCAAGGCAAUCCAGCAUUAGAUGGAGUAACAAUACAAUCCCUCUGUAAAAAAUAAAAAUAUUACUGUAGAAUCCAUUGUAUGUAAACUACAGUAUAAUGUUCAUGAGAUUUCAAUCUUCAUUGAUUACUCAAAUAGUCAACUCAGUUAUAACUCAGUUAUAAUAAUAUAGUUCAAUUAUUAUUUUUCCAAACUGUUUCUUUAUAUAUGAAGCACAUCUUACAAAAUUUUCAAUCAUAAUAAAUUAUAUUAACUGUGGAAUAAAUAAUGGACAAAAAGACCACUGUUCUUCAUGUUGAUCUAUUUUUAAAGAGGCUGUUGUCCUUUAAUAUUGAGUGCAAUCUUAGAGAUUUGAUGGAUUGAUAAAUCUUGCAUUCCCUUCAGUGUUUCCUUUCUUCCUAUGAGAUAGUAAUAAGAAAUUCUGCUUUCGUUUUUUACUUCUACAACAGUGUUCCAUUCUUCCCUAUUGAUGAAAUAAUACAGUGUUAUUUUUCAAUGUAGUUCACUCUUGAAUGGGAAGUACAUCUAUUUGCUGGUGAAUAUCUAUUUCUUUUGACAUUUGCUCCUCAAAUAAUAUCUCUGGGAGUACUUUUGGGCAUACCUUUUUGAAUGCUGGUUAUUGUUACUGGCAGAUGGGCAGGAUACUGAUCCACACUGGUAUUUUGCCCUCUAAUCCACACCUUGUGUUUUGUUUUAUGUUGUUGUUUUUUUAAAAAACGUUGGAAUGAAAUAAAAUGCUGCAGCGGUCAAUAAAACAUUGGGUUAUGCCAUA
Molecule: messenger RNA, 6268 nt
Organism: Anolis carolinensis (green anole)
Lineage: Eukaryota; Metazoa; Chordata; Lepidosauria; Squamata; Anolidae
Gene: egln3
Product: egl-9 family hypoxia inducible factor 3
Exons: 5
Coding region: 408-1208 (266 amino acids)
Biological process (GO): cellular response to hypoxia; peptidyl-proline hydroxylation to 4-hydroxy-L-proline
Cellular component (GO): cytoplasm; nucleus
Molecular function (GO): ferrous iron binding; peptidyl-proline 4-dioxygenase activity; L-ascorbic acid binding
Source: RefSeq, a predicted model, not a curated record